Morchella importuna is the source of this 978-nucleotide messenger RNA. RefSeq lists its product as uncharacterized. Lineage: Eukaryota; Fungi; Ascomycota; Pezizomycetes; Pezizales; Morchellaceae. Bases 1 to 978 code for a protein of 325 amino acids. The record is from RefSeq and is a predicted model, not a curated record. The transcript has a single exon.
AUGCCCCCAAUCCCCUCCAACACUCCCAUCCACCACACCAUCCACGUCCGCCCCCCACCCUGCAAGUUCCUCGCCGGUCCCUGUUUCUGCACGCACCCCGCCACCCCUUCACCCCCACCAUCCCGUAAUGCAAUGGCCCCCACAUAUACCUACACCCCAGACAGCAACGUCCAAGGUAGCAAAGCUGCCAACCACAUCCCCGGCGACCUCCCCAUCCUGCGGUCACCUAUGCGCCCCACGCGCGGCAGCAACUGGCGGGACCAGGUGCGGCGGCAGGUGGCAUAUGGGCAGGCUGCAGCUCAGGGAUCGGGAUCGGGAUCGUGGGACGAGGUGAUGGGUGAUGUGUCUUCGCGUAUGAUGGGCGGGGAGAGGGUGAUGCGGAGACGGGUACGGGUGGUGCCGCGUGAUAUUGGUACUCAGGGGAAAGGGGUGACUGUGGGUAGUGGUGGCGGUGGUAGAAAGGAGGUGGUGGGGCGUGAUGAAGCGGGUGCGAUGUGGGUGGAUGGGUUCUAUAAGGUGUCAGCAGCAGUGGAGAAGUAUGCGGGGGCAGCGGAGGCUGGGGCGCGGGGUAUCAGCAACAACAACGGCAACGGCGGGGGACAGGAACACGAGAGGCAAAAUGCGGAUAACGGAGAUCAGGAACGUACCUCCGGUAGGAGGGAAGAGGCAUCGAAACCGACAGACGCCGGGGUGUCUGGGGCCGCGAAUAAAGGCUAUAUAUAUAUCUCCAGCUCGGAGAGCGAGGAUGAGGGGGAGUCAAGUCGUGGUGGUAUCUGCUCAGGAACUAUCUCCCCCGCGCCGAAUCCCGGGCGUGAGGAUGAGACAGGGAGCAUCUUUGACCUCCCGGCCGACUACGUACUACCAUCUGGUGCGGAACCAACAGUGAGAGAGAAAACGCAAGCACAAGAUGAGAGGACACUGGGGAUGAUGCGGUUCUUGAAGAUGAGGAAGGCGGCGUUAUUCAGUGAAGGAGGGUAG